GCCUUUCUAUUUCAUAAGGUACUUCGUACUGCAUUCUGGUCAUCCAAUUGGAAAGAGAAAAAAGGCCCUCUUACUCACCCCGCGAAAAAGUCGGCAUCGUGCAGAGGCAGUUGCAGUCGCGCAUCGCCGGGGCCCUGACGUAAUUGGGCGCUCAACACAUCCAGCACCAGAGAAGCUAGAAGCUAGCUCCGAGGCCUGCCCUCGCGACUCGUAUGAGCUCGAUACCACCACACCCGCUACCUAUCCUCUUUCUCUGCUCUACCUUGCCUUGCCUCGUUCGCCCGGCUAGGACCGAAACCUAAUAACCCUUCCAUCGCCCCAUCGAUCAUUGCCGAUUUUCUGGCCCCUCCUCCCCUCUCCUCUUACUACCACAUCGAGUGUCUUCGUCGCGAGAUCAUACCCACGCCAACGAUUCCCAUUGACCUCCAUAGCACUACCUAGCCUGACUGGCUUCACGCUCUUCACCCCCCGAACACUCCCUCUCCCUUUCGCCUCCACGAGCUACACCAACAUGGAUGAGGUAGAUCGCGAGCUCAGCAACGCCGCUCGAGCAGCGUCGCCGGGCCGCUACCAGUCUCGCGGUAGCCACGAGAUUGAGCGCGUCCUUUCUGCUUCCACCACUUCGAGCACAUCCACCUCUUCCUCCGGCGAACCCUACCGCCGCAACACGGGCAUCAGCCGCGUGUCAACUCAGAAUGACCUCGAGCGCCACCCCACGGCGCUCAGCCGCAUCGCCACCCAGCGCAGCCAACACAGCAACACUGUCGGACGGAGCAUCAAGAGCAGAGAAUCGAGGAAACCUCUUCCCAACUUUGGCGCCGGAAAGCCCUAUCCGCCUCACCUACCCGACCAGGAGGAGUAUGUCGUCGAGUUUGACGGGCCCAGCGACCCGCUGCAUGCCCAGAACUGGCCCAUGAAGAAGAAGAUGAUCACAGCCGUCAUGCUGGCUUACACGACAUUAACAUCCGCCUUUGGCUCGAGUAUCUUCUCCGCCGCCACGGCGCCCAUCAGCGUCCAGUACAACGUCUCCAACGAGGUCGGCAUCUUGGGCGUCUCCUUCUACGUUCUCGGCUUUGCGACAGGUCCCACGCUCUGGGCGCCCCUCUCUGAGCUGAAGGGUCGUCGUCUACCGCUGGUCCUCUCCAUGUUCGGCUUUUCUCUCUUCUCCAUCGCUGCAGCUACAGGCAAGGAUAUCCAGACGAUUCUCAUCUGCCGUUUCUUCAGCGGUUUCUUCGGCGCCUGCCCCCUGGCCGUCGUCGCCGCCGUCUUCUCCGACAUGUUCGACAACCGCACCCGUGGUGUCGCCGUCACAGUCUUCUCCAUGGCCGUCUUCACCGGCCCUCUCCUCGCCCCCUUUGUCGGCGGCUUUAUUGUCGAGUCGUACCUCGGCUGGCGCUGGACCCAAUAUCUCAUCUCCAUCAUGGGCUUCUUCGCCUUCUUCCUCGACCUGUUCUUCCUCGAGGAAACGUAUCCGCCCGUCAUCCUCGUGAGCAAGGCCUCCGAGUUGCGCCGUCGCACCCGAAACUGGGGCAUCCACGCCAAGCAGGAGGAAAUCGAGGUCGACCUGCGGGAGCUCAUCACCAAGAACUUCACUCGUCCCAUGCGCCUGCUGUUCUUCGAGCCCAUUGUCACCCUCUUGUCCAUCUACAUGGCUUUCAUCUACGGUAUUCUGUACCUCUUCCUGACCGCCUACCCCUUUGUGUUCCGCGGCGUUCACGGCUUUAACGCAGGCGAGUCCGGCCUCGCCUUCUUCGGUAUGGUCACUGGUCAGCUCAUUGCCGGUACCGUCGUGCUCCUCCAGCAGCCCUGGUACCUGCGCAAGCUCAAGGCCAACAAUGGCGUGCCUGUGCCCGAGUGGCGUCUGCCGUCCGUCAUUGUCGGUGGUGUCUUCUUCGCCGCCGGCAUCUUCUGGUUCGGCUGGUCCGGCUACCGUCGCGACAUCCACUGGAUCGUGCCAGCCCUCAGCGGUCUCUUCACCGGUUUUGGUCUCAUGUCGAUCUUCCUGCAGUCGCUCAACUACCUCGUCGACUCAUACCUCAUGUUCGCCGCGUCGGCCAUUGCCGGCAACACCUUCCUGCGAUCGCUCUGCGGCGCCGGCUUUCCCCUGUUCGCGACGCAGAUGUUCGAGGGCAUGGGCAUAGAGUGGGCCUCGACGCUGCUGGGCUGCAUCGCCGCCGCGCUCGCUCCCAUUCCCCUCAUCUUCUGGCUCUACGGCCACAAGAUCCGCGCCAAGAGCGCCUACGCACCGACCUUCCAGGCCCAGGCCGAGGAGCCGGUCGAGCCCGAAGACUUGCCAGGUGCCGUGCCGACGCAGUCGCAGACGGCUGUCAACGGAGCCAACGGCGUCAACGGACACCACGAGGAGGAGAAGCAGGAGGAUCUCGCGGCGAGGGCGAACGCGCCAGCGACGAAUGGCGACAGGAGCAAUGCUGUUUGA
Molecule: messenger RNA, 2437 nt
Organism: Verticillium dahliae VdLs.17
Lineage: Eukaryota; Fungi; Ascomycota; Sordariomycetes; Glomerellales; Plectosphaerellaceae
Product: polyamine transporter 1
Exons: 2
Coding region: 512-2437 (641 amino acids)
Biological process (GO): transmembrane transport
Molecular function (GO): transmembrane transporter activity
Source: RefSeq, a predicted model, not a curated record